UACCUACGUUCUGGAAACACAUAAUACUGUACACAGAGUUUUAAGAGAAUGAUGUAGAUCUAGAGAAAAAGAAUAUUUGGUUGGAACUGUGGAUUUGUAAAAAAAAAAAUUAGUUGUUUUUUUUUAACAAAAUUUUGCACAAUUUUUUAAAUGUAAACUUUAUUAAGUUUUUAUUAUAUUCAUUUAAACGUGUUAUUUCUGUCUUAAGACAUCAAGAUGAAUGUAAAUCUGAUUCUUGUUGUAGUUGUAUUUCUGGUGUCGUUGGCUGUCAAUGUUUUAACAGAAAGCGCCGACGCUGGAGAUGAACAUGAACUUUCCAUGGCUAGUCAACAUGAUAUCAAUCGAUACAGACGUAUGGGAAUAAGGAGAAACAGGGGCUGGGAUAGAGAUAGAAACAACAGAAACAAGCAAGGCAAAAAGAAGGGAAAUAACUCCAAGAAACAGAGACUGUCACCAGAAGAGAGAAUUGGAGUAGCCAACAAUCAUGUGGCCCUGAACGUCUUUACUAGCCUCUACCCCAGCAUAAACAGCAACACCAUCUUCUCACCGCACAGUCUGCACACAGCCUUAGCCAUGACCAUGCUAGGGGCUAAGAAAGACACCAAGAAAGAGUUUUACAGCUCUCUAGGUUUUAAGACAGCGAAAGUUGGCAGGUCUGAAGUCCACGGUAUUUACAAUAAACUCCUGUCGUCUUUAUCACGUCAACAAGACGUCACUCUAUACAACGCUAAUAGUGUCUUCGUAAAGUUUGGGCUGCCACUGAAGACAAAUUUCAGUCGAGUUUUGACCACUCACUACCACGCCAAGGUGGACAACUUUAACAUGGCUGAUCCAGAAGGUCCUGAACGCUCAAUUAACGCCUGGGUGGCCAAAGCAACACGCGGAAUGAUUUCAGACAUUUUAAAGAAAGGCGAUGUAAACAUUAACACAGCCAUGAUCAUAAUGAAUGCGGUUUACUUAAAAGCUUCUUGGGCGGACCAGUUCGAACCCUGGAACACCGAACCAAAACCUUUUUAUUCUUUGAACUCAGGCGUGCAGACUAUUUCGACCAUGAACAUUUUGACAAUUUACAACUAUGCCAACCACCACGAUACUGAAGUCAUUGAGCUAGGCUUUAAAGGCUCUGAAUUAGCCAUGUAUAUAUUGUUACCUAGCGCGAACUCCAGUCUAAAUAAACUUUUACAGGAAAUGAAGGCCCGCUCAGCUGUAGCCAACCCCAUGGACGUGUUACUAACUGGCCUAAAAUCUAGGAAGCUUGACUUUUUCUUACCUAAGUUUAAAAUAGAAAGUGACGUCAUGGAUUUGAUUCCAGCCCUAAAAAACUUGGGAUUAAAGAAAGCAUUUGACGCUAGCCAGGCAGAUUUUAAGGACAUUGCCAACACUGACAAACAGAGACUGUACAUAGACAAGGUUGUUCAGAAAGCUGUCAUUAAUGUGAAUGAGUUUGGCUGCGAGGCAGCUGCUGAGACAUUUGUUGGCAUAAUGGUCGGCUCCCAAAUGUUUCCACCACCAAUUCUGGAGGUCAAAGUUGAUCGACCCUUUUUAUACAUCAUCCGCAGCAAGGCUCAGAAAGUGGUUCUCUUCAUGGGAACAUUUGUUGGUGUUUAGAUCACAGUGUCACAUUUGUUGGUGUUUAGAUCACAGUGUCACAUUUGUCAUGUUCACUUGGUAGUAAUGUAGUUUACUUAACAACAAAGUAAUAGACUAUAAAUGUAACAAAUUCAAAGCUUUGUUGUACACAAAUUAUAACUUCAUAUUCAUAUCAUUGAACUAUGUUGUAAGUGAUCAAUAUACAGCUAGCUGAAAAAAUAAAUGGCACAUUUCUUAUUUCAUACACUAGAACAAAUUCGUACAAGUGUUCCUUCUUUCCUAGUGCCAUUAGAGAUUGAAUGGGUUGCCUGAAUCAGCCAGGAAAACCAAUAACUUUUUAUUGCAUUCUCUACUAUGUCUAGGCAAAGUAGGCGUCACAUCCUUGGUGACCUCAUUGAUCACAAAAUUAGGUCACAUGUUAUAACACGUGGAAAAAGAAAAAGCCAGAGAGAAGUUGAUAUAAAUAUAUACAAUAUAAUAAUACAUAAUUAGCAUAGGUUAAAUAAGAAAGAGGAAGAAAAUGAAAUGUAAAAGGGUCAAUGGUAUUGAGGUGCCAUGGUUCUAGAUUAUUCUGAGGAAAGAUAUCAAAUGAGGAGUAGUAACUUAGGACUAGAAAGUUGGAUUUAGAAGUCGCUAGUUUGAAAGUAAAUAGUUACCUUAUUGUAUUGGUCAUUAUUAUUGUAUCCUGUAUCUACCUAAUACAUGAACUGCAUAAAUACAUUUAUUGUUCUAAGUUAGAGUUUUAAAGAAUUAAACUCUAGAAAAACUCUA
Messenger RNA from Biomphalaria glabrata, 2361 nucleotides. Its product is annotated as serpin B6-like. The coding region runs from base 217 to 1608 and encodes 463 amino acids. The record is from RefSeq and is a predicted model, not a curated record. The transcript has 9 exons. NCBI's taxonomy places the organism in Eukaryota, Metazoa, Mollusca, Gastropoda, Planorbidae. Gene Ontology annotation, molecular function: serine-type endopeptidase inhibitor activity.